CUGGAUAGUAAAUGAAGGUAAAAUCCUUCCUUAUCUCAUAUUUUAUACGCAGUAUGAAAUCUGUAACAGGAUUUUUACUUUUCUUAAGUAUCGCUACACCCUCCGCUGGUCAGUCCUGUCCCGGGGGGUGGUACCACUUCGGUACCUCCUGUUAUGCAUUCAUUGAUGCGGAACCUUUAGAGUGGACGGAAGCCAUGUUUUAUUGUAGUACUCUUCAUGCAAAGUUGGUUGAAAUAGAAACUGCCGCUGAAAAUGCUUUCCUGAAGAGUCAUUUGACUUUUAGUCACACCAAUGACACUUAUUGGAUGGGUUUGACAGACGCUUUAGUGGAGGGAAAGUUUGUUUGGCAGAUGACACAAGAUGACGUCGUGUUUGUGGAUUGGGCUCCGCGCGAACCAAACGAUAUGGCUCACAAGGAGGACUGCGCGACUCUCGAAUUUGGCUACCAGUAUAGGUGGAAUGAUGCGCCAUGCUCCAACAAAUAUGAUUUUAUAUGCGAACGAGAAAUUGAAGGAAAUCCGAAUGUCAUUGGAUAAUUACCUACCUACCAGAAGAACUGUAGCUCAACAAUUCCAUUGACAUUUCCGAAAUAAAAAAAAAUAUAUUUAAAAGUCACUAGAA
Messenger RNA from Magallana angulata, 621 nucleotides. Its product is annotated as low affinity immunoglobulin epsilon Fc receptor-like. The transcript has 5 exons. The coding region runs from base 12 to 536 and encodes 174 amino acids. The record is from RefSeq and is a predicted model, not a curated record. Gene Ontology annotation, molecular function: signaling receptor activity. Lineage: Eukaryota; Metazoa; Mollusca; Bivalvia; Ostreida; Ostreidae.